CUUACAUUAUCAACAUUUCAAAAACUUAAUAAUGUUUAUCACAGAAGAUGGAAAAAAUAAUUAUAAAUUAGGUUUAGGUAGAAAUCUAACAGAUGAUCUAAGAACUAAAUAUGUCAUUCUUUUAUUUGGCCGCUGUUAAGGGUGACAUGCCGGUACACUUGUUAGAGACUGUCGUUAUCAAGAGGUUAGAAUAUAUAAAGGCGAUUAUUGCUAACGAAGAACUUUCUUACAACGAAUAUGUUGUAGAAGGCAGCGUGUAUGACGUCGUGGGACACUACACGUUAUGUAUCGUAGCUAUAUUAGAAGGCAGGGAGGAGUUCACCCAGUUUAUUAUCAAAGGGGAAGAUAGCUUGUUCAGGCGCAGGCUUAAAGCCUUGUCGGCUUACGACUUGAGAUCUUUCGUAAAAAAACUAUUAAGAGUUAUAAGGAAACUCCACACAGAGGUAUACUUCCUUGAACCCCUGAGAACACUGUGUCAACAUCUCAUGCUGCGGGACAUGGCACACCAUGUAUGUUCGCUCUGUAACGAGAAGUGCUCCUUGCACAGUUUCACAGUCAAGUUUAAACACUGUCUGACGUUUAUUGCUAAAAGACAAAUUGUGCUGAAGAAUGGUAUUGCUCAAAUACCCUGUAGCAAAUGGAAAACAUAUCUAGUUAAACUUUUUAAUACCAAUCUAAAAAAUAGAAUGGUUAACACUGACUUGGAUGUCUUGAGGAAUGAUCCCAGGAUUACUGAGCUGCUGAAAAAGGUAGUUAAAGUAAUUAGACCCUUAAAAAGGCAUAAUAUUAAUAUUUUAAGAAGUGUAGAAGUGGACAUAACUUCAAAAAUGUUUCCACCUUGCAUGUUUAACUUGCAUCAACAUUUGAGAAAUACCCACAGGCUAACUCAUGACCAGAGGUUUUUGUACAGUCUGUUUCUCAAAGAUCUGGGUAUGCCGGUGGAUGAAGCUAUUAUAUUUUGGAGAAAAGAGUAUGCUCUGGCUCCCAACGGGAAGUCUGCAUGUUGCCACAAUUGGGCAAAGGAUGAAAAGAAGUUUGUGUAUGGAAUUAGACAUAUGUAUGGUUUGGAAGGUCGUAGGAAGGAGUACAGUUGUAGAAGCUGCCACCAAAUACAAAAUUCAGACACAACUUAUUCAGAAGGAGGGUGUCCAUUCAAAUCUUUUGAUAACAAUAAAAUGGAACAAAUUCUGAAUAUUUCAAAAACAACCCCCUUACUGUCACACAUUAGAGAACUCAAAACUCAAGAAAAGUAUACAUCAGCUUGUAUGAUGUACUUACAAUAUAGGAGGUGCAACUCCAAUAAAUCACCUAAUCUAAACUGUGAUAGCAUUUACUUUAAUUUUACACCAGUUAAAUACUAUAUUACUUUAGCAAGUAAGUAGCUCUUCAAACUAGAUAAUGACUAAUGAAGUGUGUUAUUUAAUAGGGGUUUUAAUAAAUUGUUUCACUUUA
Pararge aegeria (speckled wood butterfly) is the source of this 1452-nucleotide messenger RNA. Its product is annotated as DNA primase large subunit-like. Gene Ontology annotation, biological process: DNA replication, synthesis of primer. Gene Ontology annotation, cellular component: alpha DNA polymerase:primase complex. The coding region runs from base 111 to 1382 and encodes 423 amino acids. Lineage: Eukaryota; Metazoa; Arthropoda; Insecta; Lepidoptera; Nymphalidae. The transcript has a single exon. The record is from RefSeq and is a predicted model, not a curated record.